Sipha flava (yellow sugarcane aphid) is the source of this 1841-nucleotide messenger RNA. RefSeq names its product zinc finger MYM-type protein 1-like. The record is from RefSeq and is a predicted model, not a curated record. The annotation marks the transcript as partial. NCBI's taxonomy places the organism in Eukaryota, Metazoa, Arthropoda, Insecta, Hemiptera, Aphididae. The transcript has 3 exons.
AAGAAAAUUCCGGUGAUUCAAAUGACUCAUUUAAUAAUAAGACAAUAUUAGUAGGUGAAGAAAUUGAAACUUGUGUUAGUUCUAUUACAACAAAAUCAAGUGAAAUAAUUCAGGAUAUUGAACCUACAUCUUCUUCAACUAGUUUUGAAACAUUUUUUCAACUUAUAAAUUGUAACGAUCCACCUUCUUGGGCCCCAAUUACGGAUAGCAUUAGAGUUUACCUCGUAACGCAAGAACCUGAUCAAGGUAAAGAUGCUGAUUUUAGCAAAUCUAUGUCAGUCGAUGGUCGUCGAUUUUCCCCUUAUUGGUUUAAAAAAACUUUACCGAACAAUGAAGUUAUAGACAGAAAUUGGUUGAUUUAUUCUAAAAAUAGUAAAACCGUAUUCUGUUUUCCAUGCUGUUUAUUUAAAUCAAAUACCUUAAAAACAGGAAGUAUUGCAUGUACAAACGAGGGUUUUUCGGAUUGGAAAAGUAUUAAUCGUAUUUUAGAUCACGAGAAAUCGGCUGAUCAUAGAAAUCAUUUCUUACAAUGGAAAUCUCUUGAAAAUAGAUUAAAAAACUUUCAAUGCAUUGACGAUAAAUUACAAAAGGCGAUUUUGCUAGAAAAAGAUCGAUGGCGUCAUAUACUUCGUAUAAUUUUAGAUGCAAUUUUAUUUUGCACAAAAAAUAAUUUAGCAUUUAGAGGAUCGAGCACAACAGUAGGAAAUAAACAUUCUGCAAAAUAUUUUUCUUUGCUGUUUGACUGCACUCCCGACGUGUCACAUAAUGAACAAAUGGCUGAAGUGAUUCGUUAUGUUGAUAUUGACAAUGGAAAAAUUAUAAUUGAAGAAAGUUUUAUAGAUUUCAUAAACACGGAGGAAAAAACUGGGGACGGGUUGGCUAUGGAAAUAUUAACAAAAUUAAAAGCUGAUGAACUUGAUGUACAAAAUGUACGGGGACAGGGUUAUGACAAUGGAGCUAACAUGUCAGGAAAAUACCAUGGCGUUCAGGCAGUCAUAUUAAAUAAAAACAAUUUAGCCACAUUCAUUCCAUGCGCUGCUCACUGCCUUAACUUAAAUGGCGUACAUGCAGCAUCAGCUAAUGUUAAGGUACAAUUUUUUUUCGAUGUGAUUCAGAAAAUAUAUACGUUUUUUGUCAAAUCAACUACUCGAUGGAAAAUUUUAAUGGAUACAUUAAAAAUUUCAUUGAAAGGUCAUUCAGAUACCAGAUGUGCUUCAAAAGCACAAGCUGUUAAGGCCAUGAACUUCCAAAUAAAAGAAGUAUUUAAGGUAUUACAAAAUAUUUCUGACUCAGAAUUAAAUUUGGAAACAAAAUCAACAGCUAAAAAUUUACUUCAAUUGAUCAAUUUUGACUUUCUUUGCUUACUUAAUAUUUGGAAUCAAAUUUUAAGUAGUAUAGAUCGUGUUAAUCAAGCUUUACAAAACAAAAGCUUAUCGUUGGAAAAAGCUUCCAAUUUGCUACUCGGGCUUAAAAAUGCUUUGCAGGAAAUUCGUGACACAACCAUGGAAGACAAUUUUACAAAUGCUACAAAAGUUGCAGAAGAGUUACAAAUGACAUGGCGGUAUGAAAAAAUUAUGGAAAUUUCAAAUGAUUUUGAAUUUCUUUCCGGUCAUUCAUUAACCAAUAUGAAUUCACACGAUUUGCAAAAAGCAGCUUCUGAUCUAGGAUUAAAAUAUAAUGAAGAUAUAAAUACUGCGGAAAUAGUUGAAGAAAUUAAAGAUUUUAAACAUUCAGUUUUAUCAAUUUUGCCAAGUAUUGAAUCAGUUACGUUUUUGGAUUUAUUACAAAUAAUUCACGAUUAUAAGCUUAUCGAUCGUAUCCAAAUAUUGAAAUUGCUAUAA